Molecule: messenger RNA, 210 nt
Organism: Haemonchus placei
Lineage: Eukaryota; Metazoa; Nematoda; Chromadorea; Rhabditida; Trichostrongylidae
Source: the annotation of a GenBank genome assembly
AUGCGGCUGGCGCUCCCUCUUGUCGUUGACGCUCUACGACCGCUCGCCGACGACGCCUCCUGUCUGGCCGUGAUGUCUCGUCCACCGAUUCCUCUCGAAGUCUGCCGUCAACGGCGUCUGUCCACGAUUAUCACAUCUCUAUGUCUCUCAGAUGGUCAGUUUUUGGUGUCAUUUUGUCGGCAGCAUGGUGACGUACCCGUAGAUAUUUGA